AUGCCCGACCAGGAUAAGCCCAGCGUGAAACCACCAGGUGUCAUAUCGAGGAAACCUGUGGUGCCAGGUCCUAACUCGUGGGCCCAGUCGCAGCAGGAGCAGCAGCGAUCCUCAAGCGGUGAGCAAUUAGAGGUUGGACGAGUCACGAACAGGGAUAAGUAUGAACAUAAGCCGAUGCCGCCACCACCAACAGACUCCUCGCCUCACAACAAACACCUACAGGCUAAGGCAUACAUACAACCAGCUAUACCUUUGCUGAAUCCGGCACCAAAACUGCAGAGCCAGCAGAAGCGAGCAGUGACAGACCCAAUCGCACCGAAGCCCCUAUUCGCAGGCAGAAAGCUCAGUGUUGCUAAGCUACGCAAGAAGUACUCCUUUUCAAAAGCAGGAGACGACGUUCCGGUGGCCGAAGCGAUGCCUACAGACCAAUCUUCUCCCGCUGUUCGGCUCUCUUCUGAGAAAGCAGCAGAGGUCUUAGGACUGUAUCCGCCGCCAGAGAACAAGCCUGAUACGCCUCCAGCCUCCGCACUUCCAGCGCCAGUGCUUGACUCUUUCCGCCCAUCAUCUGACUCAGUAGAAAGAACGGCUAGCCCAGUGCGGCAAGUUCAAUCAACACCUGUGCCUACGCGCCGCUACUUAAGAGAGAAUGACCUACCAACGCCAACAACUACAGAGGCUCCCGUUGCUCCCAAACUGCAGGCGAACGAAGAACCACAGAGUCAGAACAAAGAUCCAAAGAAAGCAGAAAACGGUGUGUCUACACCUGGAAUGCUCCAACCUCCCAGACUUGGGAGAUACGGCAAUGUGGGCGAAGUCGGAUUGGUGGAGUCAAAUCGGAUGCACAGGGUCGAGAGCUACAGAGGCGUUAUAGAAAACGCAGAGUCUUCCGUGGGCAACAAUGAACAGGUGUAUGCGGGCUCGACGGGAGUCCUGUCGCAAUCAAGCAUGACUCAGGGUCUGAACACUGGAGAUCUUCUGCCACCUGUUAUCUACUCGCCAAGCAAUUACGGCGGAGUCUGGGAGAACGAUCCUGCUGUUGGCUAUUCACUUCCCCCUUUUAGCCCCAUGCCGAACGGGCUCCCGCCGAGUAACGGGAUAGACGGGAAUGACCCGUCCGACAACCGUGGGAUGCCUCUCAUGCCUAAUGAGCUUGUGAAUGGUUACGGCAAUAGCAAACAUACAGAUUUUCAUCCAUUUGCAAGUUUCGAAGCAAACAAAAAUCAAAAUCCAAACACAGAUCGCUCAUCGGAAAUUUACCGUCCAUUGCCGUCCGCCAACUCGUGGGUCUCCGGCAACUCCUUCACAUCCACAAAUGCGCCUUUGUCGGCUCUCUUGCCCCCUAGCUGGCCCAAUCAUCACAGCAGUAAUUCCGUCCCAUCACCACCUCACAAUCAACAUGAUUACCAACGUCCGGGGUCAAUGUCAGCUGCCAUGGCUCGAUUAGAGCUCACACUGCACCACCACAUCGAUAGCACCGCUGGGUCAUUGUCAAGGUUGAUCACUGAUAAGCAUGAUAGAAUCAUGGACCAGACAAUCAGGCGACUGGAGAAUCUAGAGGAGACGGUGAGCAAAGGAUUCCGUCAUCUCAAAGCCGACUUCAAAGAUAUCAGGAAGGAUAUCGAUGAUUUGAAAGAGGAAUUCAAGGAUGUCGUGAAGGGCAGUGACAGUGUCCAGGAACUAUUCAAAGGAAUGGACGGAAAGCUCAAGGCAUUGGAGAAGAGUGUCGAAGGGCACAGUUGCAACUGUCAGCUCGCCGUUGCAGAACGGAGCCCCAGUGAGCCUGCGAGCGAACCUCAACAGGAAGCCGCAUCGCAUCGGCGAACUGAAAGUGCACAUGGUGCUUUGGGUCACGGCGAGCAACGUCAACAAUAUCGAAGCGGUGCCAGUCGCUCGUCGACCAGCGCUCGUCAAAGCGGAAACAGUAACAGAGUUCAUCGUUCCAAUACAGUCAACAAGCAGCUCGGCAACAGGAUGAGUGACGAAACUGAUACAAGGAGGGAGUACUUUGCGGAGCUAGGAGCAGCUAGAGGUCCCAUGCCAGAUCUGAGGGAUCACCCAGCAUAUUCAGGCAUGCAACAGGACCAAAGCCAGAUAUACGGGCACGAUCAACAUAGCAUACCAUCAGUCUUACAUGGCUUACCAUAUGAGCCCCCGUCUCUCAGUGACGGUCGCUGGUAUCAGCAAGCUUAUGGUCAGAAUCAAUAG
Messenger RNA from Letharia columbiana, 2205 nucleotides. RefSeq lists its product as uncharacterized. The transcript is spliced from 2 exons. The record is from RefSeq and is a predicted model, not a curated record. Lineage: Eukaryota; Fungi; Ascomycota; Lecanoromycetes; Lecanorales; Parmeliaceae. The coding region runs from base 1 to 2205 and encodes 734 amino acids.